Melitaea cinxia (Glanville fritillary) is the source of this 1230-nucleotide messenger RNA. It is a transcript of the gene run, whose product is annotated as segmentation protein Runt. The record is from RefSeq and is a predicted model, not a curated record. Gene Ontology annotation, molecular function: ATP binding; DNA-binding transcription factor activity, RNA polymerase II-specific; RNA polymerase II cis-regulatory region sequence-specific DNA binding. NCBI's taxonomy places the organism in Eukaryota, Metazoa, Arthropoda, Insecta, Lepidoptera, Nymphalidae. Gene Ontology annotation, cellular component: nucleus. The transcript has 3 exons. Gene Ontology annotation, biological process: regulation of DNA-templated transcription. Bases 1 to 1230 code for a protein of 409 amino acids.
AUGCACCUUCCGCACGCGAGCCCCCCGGUUCCUAUGAUGACUGACGUUUAUUCACACAUCCACGAGUAUUACCGGCAGAGCCACGGAGACCUGGUGCAGACCGGUUCACCUGCUGUACUGUGUUCUGCUCUGCCUGGCCACUGGAGGUCGAACAAGUCCUUACCGGUGGCCUUCAAGGUCGUCGCCUUGGACGACGUGCAAGAUGGCACGUUAGUUACUAUUAAGGCUGGUAACGACGAAAACUUAAUGGCCGAGAUGAGAAACUACACGGCAGUGAUGAAGAACCAAGUGGCAAAGUUCAAUGAUCUGAGGUUCGUGGGUCGGAGCGGUCGUGGCAAGUCCUUCUCGCUCACAAUCACCAUCAGUACCUUUCCAUCUCAAGUGGCGACAUAUACAAAAGCUAUAAAAGUUACAGUAGACGGCCCGCGAGAACCAAGAACUAAGCAAAAUUAUGGUUACGGUCACCCUGGAGCAUUCAAUCCGUUCUUAUUAAACCCUGGAUGGUUAGAUGCAGCAUACUUGAAUUACGCAUGGGCUGAUUAUUUUAGGGCACCCCAAUUAAGAGAUCAGGCUCUUGUAAAAGGAGGAAGCGCACCGAUAACUACAUCACCAGUCGCAUUGCCGGGAAGUGAACUAUUUCCUUUCUCUCCAGCGAUAGCCACGUUACCACCAGGAGGACUAAUUCCUCCUCCUGGAGCAUUUCUACCUCCAAAUGGUUUGCUACCAUUUCCGCCUCAUCCAGCAGAACUAGCAUUGAAAACGAUACCACCAGAACUUUCGUUGAAAAACGGUGUUAAUCCUUAUGAUGCCCUGAGGCAUUUACAAAGCAACGUUUCCUCGAUGGACACCUCUAGCGCUCGCUUAUCACCAACAAGUAGCAGACAAAGUGGAAGUCCGAGAAGUAUCGCAAAUGUCAGCCCGAGAUCGAAGACCGAUUCGAAGUCAGAAGUAAACUCCACACAUGAUGCGACGAUAUCUGACGACUCCGAUGAAGAACAAAUCGAGGUGGUGAAAUCAGCUUUUCAUCCAACGAGGCCGGCGAAUGUGGAACUUCAAGAGAUGAAGCAAGUUCAAGCUGCGGACUCUACGGUGACAGACCGGCCGAGAAUGCGUAAUGAACUGAGAGCGCUGUCGCAACGCACAACCCGCGCCCUAUCCACUAGCCCGAAAUCAACGAAAAUUACUAAUGGUUCAAUAUCAACCCAAAAAUCUGUAUGGCGACCAUAUUGA